Messenger RNA from Zingiber officinale, 1937 nucleotides. Its product is annotated as UDP-glucuronate:xylan alpha-glucuronosyltransferase 2-like. The record is from RefSeq and is a predicted model, not a curated record. Gene Ontology annotation, biological process: xylan biosynthetic process. Bases 53 to 1792 code for a protein of 579 amino acids. Gene Ontology annotation, molecular function: glycosyltransferase activity. NCBI's taxonomy places the organism in Eukaryota, Viridiplantae, Streptophyta, Magnoliopsida, Zingiberales, Zingiberaceae. The transcript has 3 exons.
UAUAUAUAUACACACACACUCACAGGGAAGAAGAAGCAGAAGCAGCACCAGCAUGGGCUCUUCCUUCAUGGUGAAGACAGUGGCCACAAAGCCCCUGGUCAUCAAGAUCAACCUCGCCUUCAUCAGCUUCUUCCUCUCCGCCUACUUGCUAUUGCUGCUGCUCCACUCGCCGCCGACGCCGUCGCUCCGCGAACAGAGGAGCAAUGCCGACGAGAUCAUCCUCUGUUCCUUGCGCAACUGCCACUUUAAGAAGGUAAGGGUCAAGGAGCAGGGAAGUGGAAACGCCAUGGAGAGGAUCCCAAGCUUCCUCAAUUCCUUGCCCGCCAACACUGAGGUCGCCUUGGUCAACAUCGGCGUUGCUGAAGCCUCCGAUAGGGGACUCCUCGUCGGCCGGCGGAUUCCCGUCGCGUUCGAGCGCGUCUCCAGCAACUUACGGUGGGAGGACCUGUUCCCCGAAUGGAUAGACGAGGAUGAGGAGAACGGGGAACCCUCGUGCCCCGAGAUCCCAAUGCCGGACUUCUCCUCCUACGGCGUGGUCGAUCUGAUUGCGGCCAAGCUCCCGUGCGAGGGGCGGCGGCGGGACGUGUUCAGGCUGCAGGUCCAUCUGGUGGCAGCGGGGAUGGCGGCGCGGCGGGGGAGGCGGGGCGCACGCGGGGCGGUGAGGCUAGCGCUGCUGAGCGCGUGCCGGCCGAUGAUGGAGCUGUUCCGGUGCGACGACGUGGUGGCCAGGGAGGGUGAGUGGUGGGUGUUCGAAGUGGAGGCGUGGAGACUGGAGCAGAAAGUGACGCUGCCGGUCGGCUCUUGCGAUCUGGCGUCGCCACUGAGGGUGAAGGGGAGCGGUAGGGUUUUCGAUAUAUCGAAGCUCGUCGGCGCGCCGGAGGUGGCCGACGGUCGUGAGGCCUACGCCACCGUGAUCCACUCCUCCGACCAGUAUGUGUGCGGCGCCAUCGCGCUCGCGCGCAGCAUCAUCAGGACGGGCACCGCCCGCGAUCUGGUGCUGCUCCACGACAAGUCCAUCCCCGGCGAGAAGCUUGUGGCGCUGACCGCCGCCGGGUGGCAGCUCCGCGAGAUCGAGCGCAUCCGCAACCCCCGCGCGCAGAAGGGCUCCUACAAUGAAUACAACUACAGUAAGCUCCGGCUGUGGCAGCUGACCGAGUACCGCAAGGUCGUCUUCGUAGACGCUGACGUCCUCGUCCUUCGUAACCUCGACCUCCUCUUCCGCUUCCCCCAGGUGUCGGCCGCCGGAAACGACGGCGUCAUCUUCAACUCCGGCGUUAUGGUACUAGAGCCCUCGGCGUGCACCUUCGCGGCGCUUAUGGCUGCGCGGGCGGACGUGGUGUCGUACAACGGCGGCGACCAGGGGUUCCUAAACGAGGCCUUCGUGUGGUGGCACCGCCUGCCGCGGCGGGUCAACUUCCUGAAGAACAUCUGGUCCAACACCACGGCGGAGGCGAGUGUGAAGAACCGCCUGAUGGGUGCCGCCGCUGGCCCCGGCGGCGAACUCUACGCCAUCCACUACCUCGGCAUCAAGCCGUGGAUGUGCCACCGGAAGUACGACUGCAACUGGAACGUGGCGGAACAACGGCCGUACGCCAGCGACGCCGCGCACGCCACGUGGUGGAAGCUACACGACGAAAUGGAGGUGGGCCUUCUGGUCUUAUGCGGGCCCACUGGGCCUAGGAAGAACGAGUUAGAGAAAGAGAGAAAGCAGGCCGAGGUGAUGGGCUUCAGCGACGGCCAUUGGAGGCUCAAUGUGUCUGAUCAGUCUGUGAGACUUGUUGUUAACGGCUGAUUUUUUUUAUUUAUUUAAAAAAAUUCAAAAAUAUUUUUGACUCAUUGUUGGGACUGUGUAUACGUAAAUAACAGUAGGGAUGUUAAUUAGCAUUUAAAAUUUGACAAAUUGCUCUUACCAUAAAACAUGAGUUUGCAUUUUGAAA